Messenger RNA from Histoplasma mississippiense, 549 nucleotides. RefSeq lists its product as hypothetical. The transcript has 3 exons. The coding region runs from base 1 to 549 and encodes 182 amino acids. Gene Ontology annotation, cellular component: membrane; signal peptidase complex. Gene Ontology annotation, biological process: protein targeting to ER. Lineage: Eukaryota; Fungi; Ascomycota; Eurotiomycetes; Onygenales; Ajellomycetaceae. The record is from RefSeq and is a predicted model, not a curated record.
AUGGCCUCCUCCAAGGUUCCCGUCUACUCAUUAUCUGAUCUCAAAAACACCACCGACGAUGCUAUAACUCCAUACUUAAUAUCUCUGCCAAAACCCCACCGUUUCACUGCAGACAACUUCAAAUCCAACGUCCGCCUAACUUUAGGCUAUGUCGCCGUAGCAAUUGCAGGAGCCUUAUUUUACGUCGAUCGUCGACUGAAAUGGGAGGUUUCGACGUCGUGGACCAUGGCCUCUGUAAUUUCGUACUUCAUUCUCAACAUAGCAUUUACAAUCUGGUUAUGGCUGGUGGAAGCCGGCCAAGUAUUUGAAGGGGGUACGGAUGGGGGUGAGAAGCUCCGCAUCCGCUCGUCAACCAAAAAGCAUUCGCCGUUAUAUACACUGCGAAUUAGACAUACGUCUAGCUCUGGUGCUAUUCUCCAAGAUGCAACAAUUUCUGCGCCCUUUUCUAGAUGGUUUUCUGCGGAUGGCAUGUUUCAUCCCGAACCCUUUAAACAUUGGCUUAGUAGCGAGGUCAAGGCAUUGAAGGGAGUAGAGUCAGCUACGAGGUAG